AUUACUGCUAUAUUGCGCGUGCACGUGCGAUCAGAGGUAGUCCGCGUGCGUGAAUGUGCGUCGGUGUUUGUUUUGGGGACGGGCUUGUUCGACGGUCUCGCCGUGAAGAGGUCUGAGGGAGCUAUGAAUUUUGAAUUCGAAAGGGAGAUCGGUUUUAUCAACAGCCAGCCGUCCCUCGCUGAGUGCCUGACGUCCUUCCCUGCCGUCCUGGAGUCAUUUCAAACUUCAUCAAUCAAGGAGUCGACAGUAAUUCCGCCUCCCUUCGAGCACACCAUCCCCAGCCUCAGUCCCUGCACCGCCAGCCAGCCGAGACCAGCCUCACGGAGCCAGCACAACCGGAGGACCUCCGCCGCCGAUGGCCUCCAGACGCAUCACCGACUCGGCAGGCAGCCCUGCCCGCCCGAGCAGGCCCCCGCCCCGAACGCCGGUGCCUCGGCGGGUGCGCUGGGGCACGAGUUCCCCUGGAUGAAGGAGAAGAAGUCAUCUAAAAAAUGUCCCAAGCCUGGGAGCGGCUCCGGCGGCGCCGGACCCCCGGUCCCAUCCGCAUCAUCUUCUCCCUCGCCCACCGCCUCCGGGUACGCCUCGGCGGGCAUCGAGUCCCCCACAGAUCCCAAUCAGGCGGCUUUGGAGGUCGGGGGAGCCGGGUCGCGUCGCCUGCGCACCGCCUACACUAACACGCAGCUGCUGGAGCUGGAGAAGGAGUUCCACUUCAACAAAUAUCUAUGCCGGCCGAGACGAGUGGAAAUCGCGGCCCUUUUGGAUUUGACGGAGCGGCAGGUGAAGGUUUGGUUCCAGAACCGACGUAUGAAGCACAAACGGCAGACUGUCCACCACCGGGACGGAGGAGGCCACGAAUCCGGCGAGUCGAGCUGCUUUGAGCCGCUGGAAGGCGCCGACGCUUCGUCGCCGUACUCCAGUCAGCCUCUGGAAGCAUCCGGCACAGGGGACGUAUCGGACGGCGAGGCGGGAAGCGGUAAUCCAUCUUCCACCCACACUCAUGACAGCGCGGACAAUGCGCAUCCCACGCUGGAGGGGGGAGGCCUAUCGAGCCGCCCCGACCUGACACCGCUAUCCUCGGACUCUGCCGCCAAGCCGGCCUUCGCCGUCCGAAGCUGCGGCGAUAACACGGCCGCGCAAAGCGACCAGACAUCCGAAGCCUCCGUCACGUCCUCCGCCAAGAUCUCAGACCUGAGCUUCUUCGCCGAGGACGCCUGCUUGUCGCCCGGCCUGCAGAGCUCCCUGGACAGCCCGGUGAAUUUCUCCGAGGAGGACUUCGACUUGUUCACCAGCACCCUGUGCACCAUCGACCUCCAGCACCUCAACUUCUGACACCCGGAAGAAGAACCACCGAGGAGUUUAUGGUUACAAAAAAAAGCAAAGGCUUUUUAUGACUUCCAUCUUUAUGUUGACGCGGGAGAUGCGCUUUAUUAGGAUUAGGAUUCAUUUUUAAAACAUCACAUGGAUUGUUUCCCUUCAUUCCAGGUAUUUCUUCCUUUCACUUUCAGCGUCACAUCACACCCAACCCUUGUCACACAGGACGUCUUUUUGUCAAUGUUUAUUUAUUAUUAUUUGCUC
Doryrhamphus excisus (bluestripe pipefish) is the source of this 1575-nucleotide messenger RNA. It is a transcript of the gene hoxb2a, whose product is annotated as homeobox B2a. Gene Ontology annotation, cellular component: nucleus. Gene Ontology annotation, molecular function: DNA-binding transcription factor activity, RNA polymerase II-specific; RNA polymerase II cis-regulatory region sequence-specific DNA binding. Lineage: Eukaryota; Metazoa; Chordata; Actinopteri; Syngnathiformes; Syngnathidae. Gene Ontology annotation, biological process: regulation of transcription by RNA polymerase II. The record is from RefSeq and is a predicted model, not a curated record.